ACGCGCGGCCUAGUUGUGUGUGGGUGUGUGAGGUGAGGGGGGAAAGGGCGAAGGAAGGAGGAGGAAAGCGGCGUCGCAUCGCACGGACGCGCGCGCCCGCGCCCGCGCCGCGCAGCGAUGCUGCCGCGCUCCCACUCGCACCCGGCCGCGCGGCGGCGCUCCGGCCUGGGCGCGCAGCUCUGCGCCGUGGUGGCGGCGCUCCUCCUGCUCGUCUCCCUCGCCGUCCUCCACUCCCGCCUCUCCUCCUCCUCCUCCUCCCCGUUCCCCCUCUCCUCCUCCGGCGACGGGGUCUCCAACUCCUCGCUCGUGGAGGACGAGGACGACGGCGCCGCGGUGCUCGACCCCACGGUUACGAUUACGGCGACCACCACCACCACCACCACCACCACCAACGCCGCCGCUGAUUCCACCACCGAUGCCUCCUCCGUCUCCAACCCUGAGGACGAUCCCAUCGACGAGCUCGACGUGCUCGACGAGGACACCGCGUCCGGCCUAGGCGCGGCCGACGAGGUCCCCGCCUCCGCGUCCGCGUCGUCCCUCGUCUGGGACCACGCCGUUGGCGUCGCCCGCCUGCCCUUCCGCCUCCCCGCCGCCGGCGACCCCCUCCCGGCGGGGUUACCUCACCUCGAGCCCGCGCACCGGAUCGCCGCCGCCGCCUUCGGAUCCGACGACGAGCCGGUGGAUCUGGAGCUCCGGGUGGAGAUCUCGUCCAUCGCCGGCGUCGAGGACGCGUUGCUCCUGAAGCCUGCCUCCAGCGCCCCCGAGACUCCCCUCCGUGCUGGGUGGGCGCGGUGGCUGGAGGGGAAGGCUGACUACCUCCGGCGCGAUCGGAUGCUGCGGUCCAACCUAGAAUUUCUCAAUCCCCGCAACCACCCGCUGCUUCAGGACCCGGACAGCCCCGGCCUUACCUCUCUCACCCGUGGCGACCGCAUGGUGCACCGGAUGCUUCUCGCCGAGAUAGAGAAGGCUGCUUCCAAAAAUUUUGAGCGGCGGAGUCUGCAAUCGUCUGAUAUUAAGCAGGGAAUGGGAGUAACCGAGAAGGUGCAGCAGAGGAGGUGGGGAUAUUACCCGGGAAUUGAUCCACAUUUGGGCUUCAAUGAGUUCAUGGAGAAGUUUUUUGAGCAUGGGAAGUGCUCCGUGAAGGUGUUCAUGGUGUGGAACAGCCCACAGUGGGCGUAUGGCGUACGGCACCAGCGUGGGCUGGAGAGCCUACUGCGGCAACACCCUGAAGCUUGUGUCGUCAUGCUGUCGGAGACACUGGAGCUGGAGUUCUUCCAGGAAUUUGUGAAGGAAGGAUACAAAGUUGCAGUUGCGUUGCCGAAUCUUGAUGAACUUUUGGAGGGCACUCUAACCCAUGAUUUUGUAUCAGUGUGGAAUGAAUGGCGGAAAACAAAAUACUACCCCUUGCAUUACAGUGAGCUAGUACGCCUUGCUGCUCUUUACAAAUACGGUGGGAUAUACCUUGACUCUGAUGUUGUUGUUCUUAAACCUUUAAACGCACUCCGGAAUUCUAUUGGUGUUGUCAAACAAGUUUCUGAAAAUUCCAGUUUUAGUGGUGCUGUAUUAGCAUUUGAAAAAAACAGCCAGUUACCCUUCAAGGGCUGGCUUAGUAAGCCAAUUGAUCAAGAGCAAUGUCGGAAACGUUGUUCAAAUGUCAUCAAAUUAAAUGAGAGCCCUUUCUUAGCGGAGUGCCUGAAGGAAUUUCAUUCAACAUAUGAUGAUGAACUCUUGCAGUGGAAUGGUGCUGAACUUAUGACAAGAGUAAUCAGAAAUAUGUCCGACAAAGCAGAUGACAACAGUGGGCAUCUUGACAUAAAGUUUGAACCUUCUGUUGCAUUUUAUCCCAUAAGCUCAACAGAUAUUACAAGGUACUUCUCAGAAGCAGAUAGCACGGAUGAAAGAGCCCAACAUGAUGCUCUGUUUUCUAGGAUUGUAAAUGACUCUACUACUUUCCACCUCUGGAACAGCAUUACUUCUUCGCUGGUUCCUGAACCCAACUCUCUUGUUGAGAGAAUCCUUAACCGUUACUGUCUUCAUUGCCUUGAUGUUUUAUAGUUUGUAGCGGGUUGAAGUUCUGACGAAGAGCUUCAUUUUGGGUUAGAAUACAUAUACAGAAGAAAUUCAUGAGUUUAAUGGGCGACAAUAUGGCUAGUAGUAUAUUGUUGAAUUUUGCCCAAAAAUUAGUUGGGGGGAUAAAAUGGUGGCAUUGUAGAUAUAUAUUCUUUUCAACAGGGCUGCAGUGUUGGUGCUACAGGCAUGUACAAUUGUGUUGACCUGACUACCCAUUGUCACUUUUUGACAGCAGAUUUGCUUACUGGAAACACUCAACUCAAGAACUAGAGGCAUUUGGAAAUUGAGAUGUUUAACCAGUUGAUUCCA
This is a messenger RNA of Oryza sativa Japonica Group (Japanese rice), 2379 nucleotides long. RefSeq lists its product as uncharacterized. Lineage: Eukaryota; Viridiplantae; Streptophyta; Magnoliopsida; Poales; Poaceae. The record is from RefSeq and is a predicted model, not a curated record.